This is a messenger RNA of Drosophila hydei, 9969 nucleotides long. It is a transcript of the gene Myo10A, whose product is annotated as unconventional myosin-XV. The transcript is spliced from 8 exons. NCBI's taxonomy places the organism in Eukaryota, Metazoa, Arthropoda, Insecta, Diptera, Drosophilidae. The record is from RefSeq and is a predicted model, not a curated record. Gene Ontology annotation, molecular function: ATP binding; cytoskeletal motor activity; protein binding. Gene Ontology annotation, cellular component: cytoskeleton; myosin complex. Bases 384 to 9515 code for a protein of 3043 amino acids.
UAAAAUACAAACGUGGACAAUAACAGCGGCAGCGGCAGAGGUAGAGGCAGUGGCAGAGACAGAGGCAUCAGCAAAGGGGAGCGCAACAGUUAACUGAAACAAGGGAGCAGCACACAGCCACAACAACAACAACAAAAAAAAAACAACAACAGCAACAACAAUGCAUCGGCCCGCGGCUUGAAGAUUUUGCCAGCUCCCGUUUCUCCCUCCCGCAGCAGAGCCGAAGAAGAAGCUGAAAAGUAAAACCAAAAGCACCUGAUUUUAAUAAUUGGCGAAUAGUUGGAUUGGAAAAGGCAGCAGCUGCACGUUCGACGGCAGAUCGCGUGUGUAUAUAUAUAUAUAUUUAUAGAUAUAUAGCGCUUCGAUCCAAAGCUGAUUGAACCAUGGACUGGGCCGAGGGGGAUCUGGUGUGGUUCGAUCCGGGCGUCGGACAUCCCAUACCCGGCGAGAUUCAGGAAGUGCAUCGCGCCGCCCAGGUGAUCGUCGUUCAGGCCAUGAUCAAGGGCAAGGCACAAACGUUCGCGCUGCAGCCAGGCGAGGGCAGCCUGCGAGCUCGGCAGGACUUGGGCAGCAGCGGAGUGGAGGAUAUGACGCUGCUGGACGACCUGCACGAGGCCUCGCUGCUCUGGAAUCUGCGACUGCGCUACGACAAGGGGCUGAUCUAUACCUUUGCCGGCAGCAUACUCAUAGCCGUCAAUCCGUACAAGAUGUUUCCCGAUGCCUAUGGCCUGGAGGUGGCCAAGCAAUAUGCUGGGCGUCCACUUGGCGCGUUACCUCCACAUCUAUUUGCAAUUGGCGCUGCAGCGCAUGCGGCUCUGCCCUCACCCCAAGUGGUGGUCAUCUCUGGCGAGUCCGGCUCUGGCAAGACGGAGUCCACGAAGCUGGUCAUGCAGUAUCUGGCCGCGGUGGUGCCCGGUGGUGGCAGCGCCUCAGCUGUGAUCACGGAGCAAAUUCUGGAAGCGGCACCGCUGCUGGAGGCCUUCGGCAAUGCGCGCACCGCCCGCAACGACAAUAGCUCAAGAUUUGGCAAAUAUCUCGAGGUCUACUUCAAGAGCGGCGCAAUUGUGGGCGCGAAGAUAACGCAAUAUUUGCUGGAGAAGUCGCGCAUCGUGACCCAAGCGCCCGGUGAACGCAACUAUCAUGUCUUCUACGAAAUGCUGGGCGGACUCAGUGAAACGGAGCGUGCCAAGUACGGCCUGCUCGAGGCGGACAAGUACUUCUAUUUGAAUCAAGGCGCUACGGAUUGCGCCAGCGGUCGUGUCGACUGGGCCUCGCUGCUCAGUGCAAUGCAAGUGCUGGGCGUUACCGAGGGCGAGCGCGAAGGCAUUGUACGGGUACUUGCGGCCGUGCUCCAUUUGGGCAAUGUCUACUUCCAUCGCCGACAGCUGCGACAUGGCCAAGAGGGCGUUGAGAUCGGCUCCGAUGCCGAAAUCAAAUGGGCUGCCCACUUGCUGCACAUCAGCGCUGAGGGCAUGCAUCGUGCCCUGACGAGUCGCACAACCGAAGCGCGUGCCGAGCGUCUGCACACACCGCUUGGCAUCGAUCAGGCCCUGGACGCCAGAGAUGCCUUUGCCAAGGCCCUCUAUGCUGGCCUCUUCAAUUGGCUAGUGUCGCGCAUCAAUUCGAUCGUGCAGAAGGGCGGCACGCAUGAUGCCCAUCGCAUCAGCAUACUCGAUAUCUUUGGCUUCGAGGAUCUGGCUGAGAACAGCUUCGAGCAGCUGUGCAUCAACUACGCCAACGAGAACCUCCAGCUGUACUUCAACAAGCAUGUCUUCAAGCUCGAGCAGGCAGAAUAUGCCAGGGAGCGUCUCGAGUGGACGCCACUGGCCUGGGACGACAAUCUGCCGGUUAUACAUUUGUUGGCCAAGAAGCCGGUGGGCAUUUGCCAUUUGCUCGAUGACGAGUCGAACUUCCCGCGUGCCACCGACCUGAGUUUCCUUGAGAAAUGCCAUUACAAUCAUGCGCUUAGCGAGCUCUACGCGCGCCCGCGGAUUGGCGCUCAGGAGUUUGGAGUCACCCAUUACGCCGGGCAGGUGUGGUACUGUGUGGAUGGCUUCUUGGAUAAGAAUCGCGAUGCGUUGCGCAGCGAUGUGCUGGAGCUGUUGGCUACGAGUCGACUGCCCUUGGUCAGCGAGCUAACCAAGCAGCUGCGUGCCCAACGCGACGCUGGCAAGACCCUGCCCAAGGGUAGCAACGGACGCUUCGUCACCAUGAAGCCGCGCACGCCAACUGUAGCUGCCCGAUUCGCGGACUCGCUGCAACAGCUGCUGCAGUCGAUGGGCCGGUGUCACCCGUGGUUUGUGCGCUGCAUCAAGCCGAACCAGGAGAAGCAGCCGCUGCGCAUGGACAUGCCAUGUGUGCUCCAGCAGCUGCGCUACCUCGGCAUGCUCGAUACAAUACAGAUCAGACAACGCGGCUAUCCCGUGCGCUUGCGCUUCCAGCACUUCGUGGAGCGCUACAGACAUCUGCUUGGCACUCCACUAGCGCGCGGCACGCCCUACCGAGAGCUCUGUCGCCUGCUGCUGGAGGCGAUGCCACGUACUGGCGUGGAGGGGCCUGACUACCAGCUGGGCGCCACACGCGUCUUUCUGCGCGAAGCACUGCACCGCGCCUUGGAAAGCGGACGCACGGAACGUCUGCGGCAGGCAGCGGUCCACAUUCAGCGACAUGUGCGUGGCAUGCUGGUGCGUCGCCAGUUGGCGCGGCGGCAAUUGGCCGCAACGCGACUGCAGGCGCGCUGGCGCGGGCAGCGGCAGCAGCAGCGCUACCAGCAGCUGCGACAUGGCGCACGCACCGCCCAGCGCUUGUGGCGCGGCAAGCAGGCGCGGCGUCAUGUACAGCAGCUGCGCUCCGAUCACCGCCGCCGCCAGGAGGCGCGCGAGGCAGCCCAGCGUGCGCGCGAGGCACGUGAAGCCAAGCAGGCGAAUCUGGAGCGCAGCCAACUGAGCUACCUGGAUAUACCCGCCGAGCUGGCCUUCAUCUAUUCGAAGCUGCAAGGCUGGACGCCGCCGCACAGCGAUCGCCACUUGGUAAAAGUGCUCGGCACUGUGCCAGGUCCGCCGUCAGCGAAUGCCCAAUUGCCAUCAGACUUGGCUCAGUUUAGCUUUGGCAAAUUCAGCAGCGUCUACUGCAAUGGCUUGCGGCUGCAGCCGCGAAGAGAACCCAUUACGGCGCCGCUAUUGACGCGCGCUGCUUCCCGGGAUCAGGACUUUCAGGAUGCCUUGGCUGUCUUCAAGCUCAUCUUGCGCUGGAGCAGCGACAAGGCGUUAGAGGGCGAAGGUGCCAAGGAGAAGUUACUCUCGGACUACAUUGUGCACAAGGCGCUGAGCUCGCGCGGCUUACGUGAUGAGAUACUCGUGCAGCUGUGCAAUCAGCUGCAUGGCGCUGAGUCGGCUGUGUCGGCGCGCCUCUGGCAGCUGCUCGGGCAGUGCUUGUGCUGCUUCCAGCCAAGUCCGGCUUUCAGCAAGUACUUGCUCAAGUUUGUCACGGAUGAAGCUCCAGCCAGCGAUCGUCAGAUGCUGCAGAGACAACUGCUGCGCCAGCAAAGCAGCUCAUCGGGCGCCGCUGCUUGCCGCAGCUUCGUUCCCGCCUGGCUGGAGUGGCGCGCCUUGUCGCGUGGCUGCGAUAUGGCUUUGCCUUUGACGCUGCCCGACGAGGCUAGCCAAACGGUCGCUGUUGACUCCUGGACUAGCUGCGAGGAGGCCGCUGCCUUGGCUGUCUCUACCUUGGGAGUGGCUAGUCGUGGCUGGACUUUGGUACUCGAUGAUGGCCAGCAGCUGACGGAUAGCUGUGGCCUGGACUACGUCAUGGAUCUGAUUGCCGAGAAGGAGUUGUGUCCAGCUUUUCCAGCUCCACGCAGCGAUCUGCUGCGUUCCGGCGCGAAAUUUGCACGCACCUCGCUGCCGGAGGCUGUGAAGAGGCCCGGCGUGCCGCCACCUGCACCACCCACUACAGCAGCCAAGCGGGAGCAGCAAAGAGAGCAGGAGGAGCCCGCUCAGCCGCAACGUCGCAGCAGCCGCGAAUUGCUCUCGCGCAGCUCUGCUUUGAACGAACGCUACUUCGAGCGCACAGAGGAGCCAAUUACGCCGCAUCUGCUGCCUGGCGCUCAGUCCAAGUCGCGUUCGAAGUCGCUGGAUGACCUGCUAGCCUCCGACAUGGGCAGCCAACAGCUGCCGCUGCCCGACAGCGAUUCGCAGGAGUCGCCGCUACACACCUUGGCGCUGGGUCUCUCGGAGAGCCGCCUGAAUGAUCGCUAUCAUUCGGCUGAGCGUCUGGCUCCCAUGGGCAAAGAGUCAGCGCCGCGUUAUCAAAAGUCUCAGCAUGCCGGACGCCGGUCACAUGCUGCUUCACAUGGCUCGGCGCACUCCAGCAAAUAUAACAUGGACAAGUCGGAGUAUGCGACGCGCUCCUCGGCCAUGUCGGACACCAGUGAGGCGCCCUCUUUGGCCUCCCAUGUGCGACGCGUGCGCGUGCCUUCGCAGGCCUCCGAUGUGGAUCAAUUCCUCGAUGAUUUGUUUAGUCCAGUGCUCGACGGUUCACUGGAUGAGCUCUCCGAUGCUCGCUCCCUUGCCGCCAGCAUACGUGGCAAGGAUCCGUCGGACGACAAAGAGUUCAGACAGGAUUCUUCCGACCUGGAAGAUUUUAUUGACCUGUCCCUGGAUAAUGGCUUAGACACACUUGCCUCACAGCAGCAGCUGGUGGCAUGCAUCAAAGGAGGCAGUAAGAAGCCGCAACAAAGUGAGGAUAAGUCGCACGACAAGGAGUUCAAGCAGGAUUCGUCCGAUCUUGCGGACUUCCUGGACCUCUCUCUCGAUGAGUCCUUAGAUACACUUGCUACCCAGGAGCGUUUGGGGGCUUGCAUCAAGGGCGGCGGCAGCACUGAGCAUAGCCCAGCAGGUGCUGCAGAUCCCUUGAUACAUCAGCUGAUGCAGCUGCCAGGUGGAGAGCCGGACGCCGUGCCGGCUGCCUCGCUCUACCAGCAGCAGGUGCAACGCGCCUUCCUCCAGUCAGCCAUGGCACAGAACUUGCAGAUACAGCAGCAGCUGCUCGCACAGAAUCAGGCGCUGCAAACGCUGCUCAGCCAGCAGGCAGCCAAUGCUACGACCAAUGCGAAUGCCAAUUCAAAUUCGAAUGUCAGCAAUGGCAGUGGCUCGCCGCCAGCUGCGCCCAUCUCGCCGCCGCCUUUGAGGCUGAAGACAACGACGCUUAUGACAAGCACCAGAUCGAGUAGCCUGGUAAUGGAGGCCACGUCUAGCAUGCAGCCACCGGCACCACCGCCACCGCCGCCAAUGCCGCCACCGCUCGAGUGCAAAGAUCCGUCGGAAACGCGACAUUUCCUGGACCCAUAUGGCCGAGCGAAAACGGUGCGCAUUGGCAAGUGGCGCUGGCCGCCGCCGCAGGGUGAGCCGCAGUUCCAAACCGAGGAGGACUUCUUUGCCUUCAAGCUGCGUCAGCAGCAGAGGAAAACAACGCCCCAAGCGCAACAGCACACGGCCAUCGAAUGGGAGGAGUUCGAAAUCGAGUCUAGCAAAAGUCCCACACCGCAGCUAAUGCGGAGCAGCAUACGAAUGGAGAGCAAUGGACGAGAUGUGCAGGAUGCUGUACAACAUCAGCAUCAGCAUCAGCAUCAGCAUCAGCAAAUGCAAACCACUUCGGCUAUAACCACCACGACCACAAUUACAGCCACGAAGCUGGCGAAGAAGAGCUUCGAGAUAGGCGCCGAUCGUCCGCCACCGGGCAGCGUGGGCAAGCUAAAGCUGAGCUCGGAGAUGCGACAGCGCUUGGAGCAGGUGACAGCGGGUCAUUCGGUGCGUUCCACGGUCUCGAACAAGUCGGAGCAGCGAGCGCCGGCCAAGCUGGAGGAUACACGCAAACUGAUGCUGCAGCAGCAGCUGGGCGGACUCUUUGCCAGCGCCAAUGCGAAUUCCAGCUCCGGCGAGGCCUUGCCCACAGUUCGCACUCAAAUCGAGCGCAUGGAGGGCAAGUUGUCGCCACCGCCGAUGCCAGUGCCAGCACCGCCCAAUGCUUGGCCGGGCGUGCUGUUGCCGCCGGCGCCGAAUGUGCCUGCUCCACCGCCGCCCAUAAGGCCGCCCAGCAUGGCGCCGCCUGCACCACCGCCGGCACCACAGAGUCCGCCCGUUGAGCUCAACGAACCGGAGCCCGACUACAGAAAGGAGCACGUGCCGGCCUUUAUACAGCGUCAAGAGCGGGACACAUUCGGCGCAGUCAGGCAGCCCAUGCAGCAGCAGCAGCAGCAGCAGAUGCAGCAGCAGCAGCAGUUGCAGAUGCAGCAUCAGCAGCACUACCAUCAACAGCAGCAGCAGCAGUUGACGGCGUCAUCGCAUGCAGCCUGGGAACAGGAGCUGCAGACCGAACGUGAACGUUCGCGCAGCCGCAGUCGGUCGAGGGAUCGCGAGGACUACUCUGAAUCUGUGUGGGAUCGUGCCGAAGUGGAGGGUCCAGCCUCGGGCAGCGGCAGUGAAAAGGAGCGCGAGAAACGUGAACGCGAACGCGAACGUCUCUACGAGCUGCGUCAGGUGGAGCGCGAGAAGGAGAGCCACAAGGUCUAUCAGCCAGCGCCGCCCAGAAUAAUUCAGGCCAGCAUGGAUAACACCGGAGCCAAGCUGAGGGAGAGGGAGCGCGAACGGGAGAGGGAGCGAGAGUCGCUCGCCUCCACGCCUGCUACCUUCCGGACGCACAUGGCCCAGAAAUACGAACACGAACGCAAACGCAAAAGCUCCGCCAGUUCGGCGCGUGAGGAACCACUCGACUCCAGCUUGCCGGCUGUCGUGGUGCCAGCUCCAGUGCCUCCACCGCCAGCAGCAGUGACGCCGCUGGCCAACACAGCGAAUGUCACUGUCAGUGCGUGCCUCACCUACAACCGGGUGCCAUGGAAGCUGCGCGUACGCAAGGAAGUCUUUCAGCCGCACGAGCCAAUCGGGCCGCCUGUCGCCUUGGAUCUGCUGUUCGCUCAGGUGCUGAGCGAUGUGUUUGGCGUAACGCCCUGCCUGCGCAUCACGCCCCAAGAGAAGAACGCUGCCCUGAAUAUGUUGCACGGGCAUGGCGUGAGCGUGGAUACCCUAGCUGCUCGUGGGCAGCAGGUGCGCGCCUUGGUCAAGCGGCAUCUGGUGGAUAUGGCCCGGGACUGGCCUCUAUACUUCGCUCGGCUCUUCGCUGUCCAGGGUGCUCCUCUCUAUCCGGAUGUUUCCAUCAUGGGCGUCUCGCACAGCGGCCUCUAUUUGGCUAGGCGUGACGCCGACUACUUGAUUGUCGUUCAGGCCAUAUCGUUUGCCGAAAUACAGAAUGCUGUUACCCUGCCACGCCCAGCCGCUCUGCAGCUCAAUCUGCGCAACGGGAAGCAUCUGGCGCUGCAUGCGACUCGGGCUGCGGCCAUCCAAACGAUGAUCACAUCCUUUGUGCAGGAGUUCCGUAAGUCACAAUCGAAGGCGUCGACUUUGUCGUCGGGCGCACGCGCCGCUGCGCAAACGCUCAACGUGCCGCUGGAGCGUCUGGAGGGCCGACAGGCUGGACGCAACGAACAUGCCCACUCCAAUGACCAAGAUGAGCAGCAGCAGCAGCAAGUGGAGCUGCAUCAUCAACAGCAGCAGCAGCUGCAGCUGGACGAUGCUGUCGAGGAGCACCAGCAGCAGCAACAACAGCAGCAGCAGCUGGCCGAUCAGCAGCGCUUCAUGAAACAACAAAGCUAUCUGCACUCGGCACGCAAGUCGAAUGCUGGUCAACAGCCCAACUCCCUGACCAAUGGCCACCAGCAGCAGCAGCAACACCAGCAACAACAGCAACAACAGCAGCAGCAACAGCAACAACAGCAACAUUUGCAGCAGACAUCCCAUCACGAUUUAGAUGGCAACUAUAUGCUGCAGGAGGAACUCAAUGGCAGCGGCACGCCUCCAUCAGUUACCAAGUACUCGCUGUUGCAGUUCGCCAUGCAGCACUUCCGCAACGAUCAAUUACGUGAUGCCGAUCGCCAUCAUGAACGACAUCAGUCGUCGUCUGCUGCAAAUCGCUCCUAUGCGGAGCUGGUCAAGUGGCAAGGCCAUGCCAUACGCUUGCCCUUGCUGCGUUUGCCUAACGAUUUGGCGCCGUUGGCGCUGGAGUGCUUCGAUUGCAUAUUGCGCUACUGCGGCGACAUACCGCUCGAUCCGGAGCUCACCGAGGUGAAAUGUGUCUACACCGUUUUGAUGCAUUGUCACAAGUAUUUGGCGCUGCGGGAUGAGGUCUACUGUCAGCUGAUGAAGCAGACGACAGCGAAUCGCUCGCCUUGUCCAGACAGCUCGCAGCGUGCGUGGCGUUUGCUGAGCAUCCUGGCCGCUUACUUUGGUUGCUCGGACGCACUGCGUCCGUAUCUGAUGGAACAUUUGACAUCUGCCGCCUCCGAUCGGCGUCGCUCGUGCCAUGGCACCGCCGCCGUCUGCCUAACGAAUCUGCGCAAAACGGCCCGCUGUGGCGGUCGCAAAAAUGUGCCCAGCGUUGAGGAGGUGACCGCCGUCUCAGCCGGACGCUCGGCGCGCAGACAGAUCUAUAGACUGCCCGGUGGUGCCGAGCGUGUGGUCAACACACGCUGCUCCACUGUGGUGGCCGACGUCAUUGCCGAGCUGUGCGCUCUGCUGGGCGUUGAAUCGGAGGCCGAGCAGCAGGAAUUCUCGCUGUAUUGCAUCGUGCAAGGCGAUGCCUUCACCAUGCCACUAGCCGCCGACGAAUACAUAUUGGAUGUGACCACCGAGCUGCUCAAGUCCGGUCAGCCAUUCUAUUUGAUAUUCUGUCGCAGCGUUUGGCACUUCGCACUAAAGCGCGAACCGGCGCCAAUGCCGCUCUAUGUGGAGGUGCUCUUCAACCAGGUGGCGCCCGACUAUCUCGAGGGUCUGCUGCUCGAGCUGCCCGGCAACGGGGUGCCAAUGCCAGAGAUGGUGCGCGACAUGGCGCGCAUCGCGGCUCUGCUCCAUCGCGCCGCCGAUCUGAGCCAUGUACCAGCCAUGAAGGAGAUCAAAUUUCUGUUGCCCAAGCCAGCGUUGGGCAUACGUGAAAUACGACCGGCCCAAUGGGUAGGACUAGUGCAGUCCGCUUGGCCGCAGGUCGCCAAUCUCAGCCCGGGGCAGGUGAAGGCGCAAUUUCUAAAUGUGCUCGCCACCUGGCCACUGUUCGGCAGCAGUUUCUUUGCGGUGAAACGCAUCUGGGCCGAGGAGGCGGGGCCCCAUGUCGAGGACAAUCACAGUCCCAUGUGGCGAGAUCUAAUAUUGGCCUUGAAUAGACGCGGAGUUCUAUUCUUGGAUCCAAACACACACGAAACCCUGCAGCACUGGAGCUUCAUGGAGGUCAUAUCGACGCGCAAGGUUCGUUCGGAGGAUGGCGCCCUCUUCCUUGAUAUGAAGGUUGGCAAUUUGAUGCAGCAGCGUGUUAUACGAGUGCAGACAGAGCAGGCGCACGAGAUCUCACGGCUGGUGCGUCAAUAUAUAACCAUGGCACAGAUCAGUCAGCGCGACAAGCGGGAGCUCAACUAGAAUGCAACGAAUAUUUCGAAUAUAUAUGCAGAUAUAUAUACAUAUCUAUAUAUAUGGAUAUAUCUUGAUUAUUAUUAACAUAAAGACCACAAUUUUUUUUUAUAUUUGUUAAGUCUACCUUAUGUCAAUUCCUAUACCUGUACCCAUACCUAUAUCGACACCUAUACCUGUAUCUAUAUAUAUAUAUAUACCUAUAUGGGAGCAGGAUCUAUCCUAGCCGUAUUCCAUUAUCUCUUUGCCGGCUUCGGACGCCUUGCAAAUCUGAAUAAUUAAGCAACAACGUGCAAUCGCAAUACAAGUAUUUUCCCCCCUUUUAUUGUCUCUUUUCCCUCUAUUUUUCGUACAAUUCUUUUGAAUGCUAAACUUAAGAAUCUUAAAUAUAUAUAUAAAUUGAUUUUUUUUGACAAUUUGUUAAGCGGAAUUCAUUGUUUAGUGUAAUAAAUGAAAUUCUAUA